UGAAACCUUCUGUUUACUCACAACGUUCGACGAUGAAGUACUGCACUCCAGAAGCAUACGUGGUGCACAUAAUUCUCAUAAUUGCGGCAACGUCUUUCCGUCUUGAAGCGAACGCCAGCGAAGCAGUUUCUCAAAAGCGGAAAACUGACAGUGACACAAUUCUUCCUAUUGUAAAGGUAUUCAACACAACUCAGAGAUUAUGGUUGUAUUGGAAAAAUUACACGGACGAUUAUGAAUUACCGGAGGACUUCAAGGAUGUCAAGAUGGAAAGCUUUGACCUGACACAGAAUUGUACAUUUAUUAAGAAGUAUAAUAUAACCGAGUAUGACUUUCACUACUGGUGGAGUACACUGGUGGGGGGCGACAUGGUGAGGAGCCACUACCACGGAAACUUUUCCUCACAAGGUGGUGGGGGUCUCGGGUCUAUGCUGGUGUCGGACCUUUCAGGUGGUGAAAAUGAAACAGGACCUUUCGUAAACAUGACACUCAUGUACUGGGAAAAAAACUGCAGCGUGUUUUUUGUUACGGAUAUGAAUGAGGACGCUCAGACAGGAUGCGAGCUAUACGUCCGCAACAAAGCAAUAAAAGAAGGGGCUGUACCACCACAGAAUUGUACCAAGUAUUACAAGGAGCACUGCAAGAACACGACUGCUGUGUACGACCCUACGUGUGAAACCCAAGUAGCGGACGCUUAUGAAGAGUUAAAGGGCCUAAUAGACACACGCAAUGAAUGAGUCCUUUGACAUGGUAUGCGCUCAUGUCCACAAAGAGCUUUUAAUUUGUACGAGAUGCGACAGUUGUCAAUCUUGUGAAAUAAACAGCGUUAAAAAGGUUAUCGAGUA
Rhipicephalus sanguineus (brown dog tick) is the source of this 842-nucleotide messenger RNA. RefSeq lists its product as uncharacterized. The record is from RefSeq and is a predicted model, not a curated record. The transcript is spliced from 5 exons. Gene Ontology annotation, biological process: symbiont-mediated perturbation of host defenses. Lineage: Eukaryota; Metazoa; Arthropoda; Arachnida; Ixodida; Ixodidae. Bases 33 to 734 code for a protein of 233 amino acids. Gene Ontology annotation, molecular function: amine binding.